Messenger RNA from Danio aesculapii, 5251 nucleotides. RefSeq names its product Rab interacting lysosomal protein (gene rilp). Bases 293 to 1618 code for a protein of 441 amino acids. The transcript has 8 exons. Gene Ontology annotation, molecular function: protein dimerization activity. Gene Ontology annotation, biological process: cilium assembly. Lineage: Eukaryota; Metazoa; Chordata; Actinopteri; Cypriniformes; Danionidae. The record is from RefSeq and is a predicted model, not a curated record. Gene Ontology annotation, cellular component: ciliary basal body; cytoplasm.
AACAAGCACGGCCAUAAUUCGCCCGCAUGUUCGUGACGCGUGCGUGGAUCAUCAAGUUAUGACAUGCAAGUUUUCCCAACGCAAAGAGAUAUGUCGGGUUUUAUAACUCAGUCGUGCUUAUUGGAGCGUAUCAACAAAAGAUGUAUUUAUAAAACAACCCGGAGCGAAUAUGCAAGCGUUUAAAAGUGAAACGACACAACGUUCGGGCUGAAUCGCAACUAGAAGGAUGUUUAGAUCAGACUGAUAAUUGUCUAUUCUCGCUGUUUGAAUUCAAGUUCAGCUCAAGUGCACUAUGGAGACUUGCGUGAUAGCCGUCGAAGAAAACCAAAACGAUAUAGUGAAGAAGACACAUUCGUGUUUCAACAGGACAUUUUCCUCUAUGACGGUGGAUGAUGUGUAUGAAAUCGCGAAAGUGGUGGGAGCAGAAGUGGAGAAGCUGAUCGACAGCUAUGGCAAGUCGAGUGUGGAAGGUCUGGUGUCUCACAUAGUGAAAGUGCUGGAGCUCCUGGAGAGUUUUGCAGCGAGAAACCAGUCUCAUAAAUGUAAAGAAGAGGAAUUAUUAAAAGCGUUCGAGACUUUACAGUUACAGCAGCAGAAGAAACGGCAUGUGAAGGAAUGCGAAGAGACCAGCAACAGCGCAGAGAGUCGGGACUGGCAUCUGACGGAGAAGAAACUGAAGAACAACCUAGAAGUGUUACAGUCCCAGGUGCAUCAGCUAAAAGAAGAAAACCAAGAGCUUCUGACUCGCAUACAAUGCACUCACUCAAAAGAAGACCGCACACAGCGGCAGGAGCGAGAGGUGAUGCUCAAGCUGAAGGAAGUAGUGGAUAAGCAGCGUGAUGAGUUAAGAGCGAAGGUUCAGGAGAUUUCCAGCAUGUCCAAGGAGGUGGAAGCGCUCCAGGAGCAGCAGGAGCGACUAAUGAAGAUAAACGCAGAGCUCAGACACAAGCAGAACAUCAUACAUACACAGAUGAAGAGCGCAGUGGAGAGAAAAGCUGACAUGGAGGCCGACCUGUGCGAAAAACAGAAAGAGAUACAGCGUCUGAACUCACAACUGGAAAGAUCCAGUGUACAUACUGUUGCUGAAACGAGCAGUUCAGCCAUUGACCUUACAGAUAAGAUGAUCAUUGACUUGAAGGAUCCAAACCGGCCGUGUUUUACUAAGCAGGAAGUACGAGACAUGCUUUUUGAGAGGAAUGAGCUGAAGGCCAAUCUCUUUCUGGUGAAAGAGGAGCUUGCAUAUUACCAAAGGGAAAUCCUGAAUGAUGAGAGAUGUCCAGGGUUUUUACUCGAUGCUGUGCGCUCAGCUAUAAAAAAGCAGAGAACCGUCAUCAAGUCUAAAAUGCUCGGCAUACCUGUUAGCGAAUGUAGCACAGAUGAGACAGACGGGCCUUUGUUUGAGAGGAGUGGAAAUGAAGACAUUGAUACAGACAGCACUGACAGCAGACCGCAAGAGUCACGUAUCAGAAACCUAUUUGGUUUCCUCACGCGGUCCAGUCUCACCAGGAACUCCGUUUCCCCGUCAUCCAGCCUUCCGGCAUCCAGCUCCACAUGGGAAAUCAUUGAUCCGGAUGAGCAGGGAGUCGAGGAGGAGACAGAAACCCUCAGCUCCUCUUGAGGAGCAUCCAUCUAUUACUCAUCAUCUGCGAAAGAGAAGUUUCAAAUAUGUUCUUUUAGGCUUCAGACAAAGGAAUGGAUUGACGAUUGUAUUGAGAAAAACAAUUGCUAUGUAUUUGGUUAUGAAAAUGGUAUUUUGAUGCGUAUUGCCAUUUUUAUUCAUAGUAUAAAAAAUGUGGGCACUUUUGUUAAUUUAACCAAUAGUUAGAGUCGUGGCUGAUGGUCACACAUAAAGCCUGGUUUAUACUUCUGCGUCAAGUGAUUGGCAUGACUCACAGCGCAUGGCUUGCGCGUAGUUCUGCAAUUAUAUUUUUGCGCGCUGUUUGUGUUGCUCUGCAAUAACUCUUCUGAAAUGCUAGCUUGUGAGGUUUUUAUGUUCUUUUAACAUAAAAAGUUCCUGUGUUGAGUUUCUUCGCUGAUGUUUUGUUUUUUCUGAACGCUACCUUCAUGUACAAGUAGCUCAAACUCACUCAUUUUGAGGCGGGAACCGGAGGAUGUGCAACAGCUUUAAUUAUGAGGUAAACACAAAACAAAACUUUUCAUCUGGAGCUACUUCACAGGACUUGACACUUGUAAACACUCGCUCCAACAGGUUCGCACAGCUCUCGGUCCCGCCCACACUCGUCAGCGCUACCAAGCCGACCAGUCACAGAGCCUGCCACAUUUUUUGAGAGGUUGCGCCGAAGCAUAGGCGUGUGCUUGACGUAUAAAAGUAUAGAAGUAUAAAUCAGCCUUUAACACACAUCAAAAGUUUGGGGUUGGUAAGAUUUUUUUAAUGUCUUUCAUAAAAGUCAUUAAUGUUUAGUGUGGCUGCAUUUAUUUGGGCAUUAAUGCAGUAAAAAAUAGUAAUUAUGUGAAAAUGUAACAAUUUAAUAUAUAACUGUUUUCUAUUUUAAUAUAAUACAAUUUCUUUUUUUUAAAACUGAGGAAAAGCUGAAUCUGAACAUUUCUUCAGUCUUUAGUUAUCCUUCAGAAAACAUUUUAAAAUCGCGAGUUCAUGCUUAAGAAACAGUAAUUAUGUUUAAUAUUUGUGUGGAAAUAUGUUAAACAUUAUCUAUAAGAUUCAAUGAUUUUUGAUGAUUUUAAAAUGUGAUGAUUAUAACGUUUAAAAACAGCAUUUAUAUACAGUAGACCAUUUUGUAACAUUAUAAAUGUCACUAUUGAUUCAUUUUAUGUAUACAUGCAUUUUAAAAAAAAUCUUAUUGACCCCAAACCUUAUGAAAGGUGAAGUGUGCCCUCACUUUGGAUAAUACAUGUAAAUGUGUGCAAAUCCUCAUUCUCCUAUCCCAGUAAUAUGCAAAGACAACUGUAAGAAAGAUAUCUGGUUGGUUUUCCAAAGAGUGGCACUUUCAAAAGCAAUGGUUUUGCAGCACUUUCAAUGACGAUUUACUGACCUAAAUGUGUUUCUAGCUCAAGCUGUGGCAUGAGCAUGGGAUGUGGCUACCUGUAAAAAGCUGUUUAGUGGGAGAUUAUUUUGGUAGGGAUGGUGUGAGGGUUUGAAAACAAUCUUUAUUCUUGUAAUUUCAUUUGGUGAUGCAUAAAUGACUGGUGCACUUAAAAAAAUGCAAGUGCAGUGUUUUUGAUAAUCAUAAUACACCUGGCAUUAUGUUAUAUAUGUGUGCAUGGAAGCAACAGAGAACAGAGCAGCUAUCAGCUAUUUUUAUAGAGAGUAUAUUUAAUAUGAAUUUUAACCAAAGAUACUGACAUUGUAUUGCCAUUAUUAUCUGAGAUAAUCACACUGACCCUUUUAUGUACGUCACUAGAGGGCAUUAGAGUAUUUUGUAUUCAAGUCUAUUUUCCUAUAGAAUGUUGACUGUCCCUAAAAAUCAUUCAUUUUGUAUGUAUUUUAAGAAUUUAAGCAUGGUUUUAAAUAUAAAUAUAUUUUAAUAUUUGCCUCAACAUGUGGUUUUGUUCAUUUUUAGCAAUGUCAUUUCUGAUUACAUUUCUUGGAUUAUGUGAACCUGAUGUUAAAAACCCCCAAAACAAUGCAUUACAAAAUGACAAAAGAUGUAGUACUUAGAUGUUAAAUUAAAUGCUUAUUGUCUGAUCUGUUGAAGGAAUAGUUUACCCAUAAAUGAAAAUUCUGUGACCAUUUACUUACCCUGUUUAGAUCUGGAUGGGUAGAUGCCAAUCAGGACCAAAGGUCUUUAAAGUCGGCAUGAAAUUUUCAUUUGUAUAUAGAAGUGCUUGUUAUAAAUGACACAUCUGUGCACUUCAUUAUUUAGUAAAAAUGAAUUUGCUCUAUGCGGCACAGUGGCUCAGUGGUUUGCACUGUCACCUUACAGCAAGAAGAUUGCUGGUUCAAGUCCCGGCUGGGCCAGUUGGGAUUUCUUUGUGGAAUUUGCAUUUUCCCCCCACAAGUCCAAAGACAUGCCCUUUAGUUGAAUUUGGUAAAAAAAAUUGCCACUACUGUAUAAGUGUGUAUAUGACUGAGAGAGUGUAUGGGUGUUUCCCAGUAUUGGGUUGCGGCUGAAAAGGCAUCUGCUGCAUAAAACAUAUGUCAGAAUAGUUGGUGGUUCAUUCUGCUGUGGCGACCCCUGAUAGAUAAGGGAAUGAAUAAUGAGUGUAUAAUGAAUGAAUAAUUUGCCCUGAUAAUCUUUAAUCAAAUACUUUAUCCUUCCCUCACCCCACGAGAUGAGUUUUGUUCACUUCUGGUCACAUGGAAUUUCUUUAGGGUGGGGCUAUUAGGGCAUGUCUUGUUUCAGCCCUGCUUUCGUUCAUUCGUUAAUUUUCUUUUAUUUCGUUAGCAACACCCAUCUUCCAAUGAUUCAAUACAAUACAAAAGAUCCAAUCGGUUCCUAAAGGAUGAAAUCAUGCAUGACCCUCCAUUUUGUCAAAUCUCAGGACCGUUUCAAUUGGAUGUACAUCACAAAAUAUCAAAAAAUCUUAACUUCUGUUUCAUGCCGACUUCAAACAAAGAGUGUGAAAUUGUAUUGUCAACACACACAUAUUGGCCAUUUCAGUGCUUUAUAACACAGGACAGCCAAUAAAAUAUAUUUUUAAAUAUAUUUAUGUGACACAAUGAUACGUUGGGAUAUAUGUACAUAAACAUGAGAUGUAAUGUUUAUUCAUUAAGAAUAUUGUGAUUGAAAAAUUCAGACAUUGUAUUGCCUUCCAAAAAUAUUGCUGCCUCAGCAUAAUCACACAUAAAAACAUGUAGAAAACUACCACCUUGAGUCAAACUUAGUGUGUUGACAGUCAGAUUUCACAUGUUUUUUUUUUACUUUCUAUUUUUAUGUUCAUUUUUGGUGAACUAUCCCUUUAAUAAGUUGGCAUUUUGCCCAUUUCAGCAAUUUAACUGAUGGGAUAUGGUGUGUAGCAUUGCUGCUUUAUUAAAAAAAGAAGCAUGAAUCUACUCAGUAUGAGUCUUAAGGUGUUCCCUGAUUGAAAGGAAGUCUGUGUUUCCUAGGAAGGAAAUCAGAGAUAAUGGAUACCAGUUAUGGCCUGUAGUUAAAUUCCAUAUUCCUUUGGUGUCUGUGACUCAUGCAUUUAUCCUUGUACUUUUGGAAAUUAAAGUUAUGAGGUAUGAGUAAAUGAGGCCUGUACUGACCUUUUGGUUGUGUAUUUUAUUUUUGUAAAAAUCACUGUUAAAAAAAACUAUAUCAACCUUAAAUAAAAUUCUGAGAUGCUGUGA